UCUAUCGCCGCGGGGGAGGAGGGCGCCGCCGCCUUCACCGUGGGGGCGAGAUGAGGGACCUCCGCAUCCUUCUACUAAUCCUAGUGAUAUCUCUGCCUUCCUUCUCCGCGUCUGACCGCCAAGGAGAUGCCUUGUAUGAUAUGAAGCAAAAACUGAAUGCUUCUGGCAGCCAGCUUUCUGACUGGAACCCAAAUCAAGUUAACCCUUGCACAUGGAAUUCUGUGAUUUGUGAUAGUAACAAUAAUGUUGUUACAGUAACAUUGGCUGCACGUGGAUUCGCUGGAGUUUUGUCACCAAGAAUUGGAGAACUCGAGUAUUUGACUGUCCUGUCAUUGGCCGGUAACAGGAUUACAGGUGGCAUACCACAGCAGUUUGGUAAUCUUUCUAGUUUGACAAGCUUAGAUUUAGAAGGCAAUCUUUUGGGUGGAGAAAUACCAGCUUCUCUUGGUCAGCUUUCUAAGCUCCAGCUGUUGAUACUGAGUGAAAAUAAUUUCAAUGGGCCAAUACCUGAGAGCCUAGCAAAAAUCUCAAGCUUGACUGACAUUCGGCUGGCGUCCAAUAAUCUGUCUGGACAGAUACCUGACCCUCUGUUCCAUGUAGCACGUUACAACUUUUCAGGUAAUCACUUAAACUGUGGUGCCAACUUGCCCCUCCCCUGUGCGUCCAACAUAUCCUAUCCGAGUGGCUCCCAUAGCUCAAAAGUUGGAAUCAUACUUGGCGCAGUUGGAGGACUAAUAGGACUUCUGAUUGUAGUGGUUCUUUUCCUUUUCUGUAAGGGAAGGAAGAAAAGACAUCUACGUGAAGUUUUUGUGGAUGUUCCGGGUGAGGAUGAUCGACGAAUUGCAUUUGGCCAGCUCAAAAGAUUUGCCUGGCGGGAACUACAAAUCGCAACUGAUAGUUUCAGUGAAAAAAAUGUUCUUGGGCAGGGAGGUUUUGGGAAAGUCUACAAAGGAGUUCUUCCAGAUGGAACAAAGAUUGCUGUAAAACGGUUGACUGAUUAUGAAAGGCCUGGUGGGGAGGAUGCUUUCUUGCGCGAGGUGGAGCUAAUUAGUGUUGCAGUUCACCGGAAUCUCCUAAGGUUGAUUGGCUUCUGCACGACACAAACAGAACGCCUUCUGGUGUAUCCAUUUAUGCAGAAUUUGAGUGUUGCCUACCGCGUACGAGAAUUUAAGGCUGGAGAACCCAUCUUAGACUGGUCAACAAGAAAACGGGUGGCCAUAGGUACAGCACGUGGACUUGAAUAUCUACAUGAACACUGCAACCCCAAGAUCAUACACCGUGAUGUGAAAGCUGCGAACGUCUUGCUCGACGAGUAUUUUGAACCUGUUGUUGGUGAUUUUGGCCUUGCGAAGCUAGUGGAUGUGCAGAAGACAUCGGUGACAACCCAAGUCCGUGGAACUAUGGGUCACAUAGCACCUGAGUAUCUCUCUACAGGGAAGUCGUCUGAAAGGACGGAUGUUUUUGGUUAUGGGAUAAUGCUUCUUGAGCUCGUGACUGGCCAGCGUGCCAUUGAUUUCUCACGCUUGGAGGAAGAAGAAGAGGUUCUAUUGCUCGAUCAUGUAAAGAAACUAGAGAGAGAAGGGCAGCUAGGCUCUAUUGUGGACCGCAACCUGAGCCAGGAUUAUGAAGGGGAGGAGGUUGAGAUGAUGAUACAGAUAGCAUUGUUGUGCACACAGGCAUCUCCGGAGGACCGUCCGUCGAUGUCUGAAGUUGUUCGGAUGCUGGAAGGCGAGGGGCUGGCAGAGCGGUGGGAAGAGUGGCAGCAGGUGGAGGUGACGAGGAGGCAGGAUUACGAACGGAUGCAGCGGCGUUUCGACUGGGGCGAGGACUCCAUGCACAACCAGGAGGCAAUAGAGCUGUCUGGAGCUAGAUGAUUAGUACUAGCAUCGUCGUCGCCUGUAGAGUUAGAUACCAGAUAGAGAUAUGGUCAUCGAGGGCUACUCCGGUGCUCCCCCUAAACUAAGUUGAAGGGUCAUAGUUGUUUUGGGUCCGCCGAAACCCAUAUCUAGCUCUUAUAUAUCUGUUUGUAUUGAUACGGUAUGUAUAUGUCACGUAAGAAAAAAGAAGAGGUCACAUGAGCAAGAUCUUUAUAGGACCUUUCUAUUUCGGUACACACACGUGACUGUAGAUACGUACAAAACAAGGUACAACACAGCACGGACUGUACAGAACUGUACGGAUGGUGGAUCUACACUGAAAUUACGAUCGUGUCCCCACUUUAAACAUGUAUGAAAAGAUCUUCACCGUUGUUGUGUU
Molecule: messenger RNA, 2256 nt
Organism: Lolium rigidum
Lineage: Eukaryota; Viridiplantae; Streptophyta; Magnoliopsida; Poales; Poaceae
Product: LRR receptor kinase SERK2
Exons: 11
Coding region: 51-1874 (607 amino acids)
Biological process (GO): protein phosphorylation
Molecular function (GO): ATP binding; protein binding; protein kinase activity
Source: RefSeq, a predicted model, not a curated record